UGACAAGUUGAAGUCCAUCAAUAUGGCUGGCUCCUCGAACUUGAUUAAAGCCCCCAACUUUAAUGGAGUUCCAAAGCUUGAGGAAUUAGUUCUUGAAGGGUGUUCAAAGUUACGCACGCUUGACCCAUCCAUUGGAAAAUUGGAAAACCUUAAACUUCUUAAUCUAAAGAAGUGCCAAGAACUAACUAGUCUUCCAAACAAGUUUGAAUGGAAAUCUCUUGUGACUCUUAAUCUUACUGGUUGUUCCAAAGUCAAGAAAAUUCCAGAAUAUGUGGGAAACAUGAAGCACUUAGAGGAACUUCUUUUGGAAGGCGUUGCUAUCAUAGAAUUACCUUCAUCAGUUGAAUGUUUGACUGGCCUUAAUACUUUGAUCUUGAAGAAUUGCAAAAAUUUAGUGCAUCUUCCUAACAUCAUUUGUAGCUUGACAUCGCUUAACAAUCUUAACCUUUCUGGAUGCUCAAAAUUUGACAAAUUGCCACAGGACUUGGGGAAUAUCACAAGUCUAAAGAACCUUUAUUUGAGUGGGACAGCCAUAAAGGAGCUGCCUUCAUCAAUUGAAUUUUUGAAUGGCCUUGAAGCAUUGGCUCUAGAAGAUUGCAAAAAGUUUGUGCUUCUUCCAAGUACCGUUUGUAGUUUGAAGUCACUAAAGGCAAUGUAUCUUUCUAGAUGCCCAAAAUUUGUCAACUUGCCAGAGAACCUCGGGAAUCUCAAACAUCUGAGUAGUCUUUAUUUUGGAGGAACAGCAAUAGAAGUAUUGCCAUCAUCUGUUGGACAUUUGACUGCCCUUUGGGAUUUAAACCUAGAAGAUUGCAAAAAUCUUGUGUGUCUUCCAAGCACCAUUUGUAAUUUGAAGAGGGUAUAUCGUCUUGAUCUUACUGGAUGCUCAAAAAUUACCAACUUGCCAGAGAACCUGGAGAAUAUGGAAAGCCUAGCGGAGCUUUUUUUGGGUGGAACUGCUAUAAAAGAGUUACCUUCCUCCACCAUUAACCUUAAACAGGUCAUGCUUAGUUUAUCUUUCAAGGGAUGUCAAUUGUCAUCAUCUUCAUUGACAUCUAUGCCAAGAGGUCAAUAUAUAGAUCUCAGUGACUGCAACCUUUCGGCAAUUCCAAGCGGUAUUGACCGCAUCCCUAUGACGGAGCGUUUUGUUUUAUAUCUAAGGGGAAAUGAUUUCGUUUCCCUUCCUGAAAGCAUCUCUCAAUUCUCUGGACUGAUACGUCUUUACUUGGAUGGUUGCAAAAGCCUUCGAUCAUUAUCAAAUAUUCAGAUUCCGUCACAAGUUGAAUUUAUAUGCGUAGACAAUUGUACCUCACUGGAGAGAUUGCCAGAAGGCCCAGAACCACUAAAUGAUUCCGUCCGAAAUAAUUUCACUGUCCAGUGUUUCAACUGCUUCAAAUUGGCUGAAAAUUUUCAAAACUUCAGUAACAUUUUUCAGGGACAAAGUUGUAAACAACUUGAGAAAUAUUAUAUUAUUCCUGGAAGGGAAAUUCCGAAAUGGUUUGAAAAAGUGAACAUAUGUGAUACUUCAGUUGGCCCUCGUUAUGGACGUGGGCCUUAUGAAAAAAAAAAAGUGAAGAUACAAUUGCCUGGGUCUGGGUCAGGGUGUGAUGAGUGGAGGGGAAUUGUUUUGUGCGUUGUUUUAUUACCCUUACCCAUCGAGCGUCAUUAUGCAUACCGACGCAUUUUUGUGAAUGGAUCCCAUACUUCCUUUUAUUUGAGGUCAGAAUAUGGUAAAGUUGAAUCGCAUCACCUUUGGCUGCACAGUGUGUCCAAGAACAAAUUCCGCCUUCCGAAAACUCCAGGUCGCUCUAUUGAUAAGAAGGGAUUCCAUCAAGUUGAGCUUGAAAUACAGAGCUGGGGCUUCGAGGUGGAGAAAUUUGGGUUUCGUGUGGUAUAAAAGCAAGACAUUGAAGAUCCCUAUUGAGAUGUGAAAUAGAGUAUGAUGACACUUUCUUCAGUUGGUGAUGAAAUCUAGGGUUUGAAGAUCCCAACCAAAAUAAGCGAAGCCCAUGAUGAGGAUGAUGGGGAAUUCUUUUCCUUCACUUCUUUAACCUGCUUAUCAAAGAGUUCGACAGACAAGCCAAGGAUUUGGAGGGUAGAAAUGAUCCAGACACUAACAAGAUGCUGAAUGAUAAAAAAAAAAAAAGUCAAUGAUCAAAGAGUUGAAUUCAUAUGUUGCUCUUAAAAAGCAUGAGUGCACAAUAGCUACCUGGAGCAUGGAGGUGGAGACAGUAGGGUUCCGUUUGUUAAACAAGCAAGACAUCAAAGAGACAUAGAUUGUGAGGAAUCCAGUCAAGGAGAUUUUUUUUCCCUCUUCUUUUACCUUUGAUGUUUUGUGUGUGUUUUCAUUUUCCUUUUGCAAAUGGUCCUUGGAUCAAAUACUGUCUCCUCCCUAUCUAAAUAAGAGGUGGAGGAUAGCUCUUGGAUUGAAUCCCAAGCAGGCUUAUCAAAGUGUUCAACAAACCAGCCAAGGAUUUGGAGAGUAGAAAUCAUCCGGACACUAACAAGAUGCUGAACAAGAAAAAGCAGUCAAUGAUCAUAGGUUGCUCUUUAUAAGCAAUAUGCGUCAAAUCUUGAAAACAAAAGGUAGAAUCGUUCUCUUUGAUGAAGGCACUGAAGGAUAUAGGGAAGAUAAUGCCUUGCUAGCAUCGUAUAUGUGUCAAAUCUUAAAAACAAGAGAAUUGAUCUCUUUGAUCAUGGCACUGAAGGAUAUGGGGAAGAUAACGUCUUACUAGCAUCGUUUAUGAAGCAUAUUUAAUGCUAAGGCAGUGGCUAUAUGCAUGCUGCCAUGACAAAUCAACAGCUAAUGGAUAGUGGAAACCGGAUGAUGGAUGAGACUGAUCAAGCCAUUGGAGGUCAAAAAAGACUGUACAAGACACCAUCAAUGUUGGAACAGAAACUGCAGCAGCACUCAAGGAUCAGACUGAACAAAUGAGUUGGGCUGUUAAGUGUUAAUGAGCUGGACUAUCCAUUUCUUGAUCAAGAAUGCUUCUCAACUUGUGAAGGAAUUUGGUAGGCAGGUUGCAACUGAUAGGUGUAUUAUGGCAUUACUCUUCCUUAUUAUUGCCGUUGGAGUCAUGGCCAUCAUUAUUGUAAAGCUCGUGAAUCCAAACAACAAGGACAUCAGGGAUAUUCCAGGAUUUGCCCCACCAGCAAUGGGUUGGAAAUUACUUUGGAGUGCUUGUUAUAAAUUUAGAAAAGGAUCAUCGAAUGAGAUUGCAAUGAUGAUUUUCCAUCUCAUGGAUGGAACAUCAGCUUAGUUCGUGAUGCUGCUGGUAACGCCUGUUUUAUAGAGCUGGUCUAGACUCUAGUUGAGUAUGGAUUUCUUUCUAGUAAUUUUUCUGCAGAGUGAUCAUACUUUCCCGAAUAUUAGUCUCUCAAACUACUGCUGGGAUUCAUUAGCUCCAAUUGGAAGUGGUCUGUGUGAUUAUUUCUUCCCCGACUGAAAUAUCAUUCCUAUUUGAGGAAAACUGGAAAAAUGUGUAGAUCGUGUUGUUUCACACCAUGAUUUGCUACACUUAUAAGAUAUUUGAUCUGCACUUCAUAAUA
Quercus lobata is the source of this 3546-nucleotide messenger RNA. Its product is annotated as disease resistance-like protein DSC1. The coding region runs from base 23 to 1894 and encodes 623 amino acids. The transcript has 15 exons. NCBI's taxonomy places the organism in Eukaryota, Viridiplantae, Streptophyta, Magnoliopsida, Fagales, Fagaceae. The record is from RefSeq and is a predicted model, not a curated record.